UGUUGCGCGACCGCGAGUGUGGCACACGAUGCGGAUUGGAAGGAACGCGUACGCUGUGUUUUGUUUGUCGUUAGUGAAAUUGUGUCAUUUUGUCCCAAUUUGUUAAAGCAGCUGCGCGAGCGUGCCUGUGUGUGUGGCUGUUGUUCGUGUGCGCCACUGUACACGCAACGCCCCGUGUGUGUCUGGUUUACCUGGUUAGAUUGUGGCAGCAGUUGUAGAAAGGAACCUGUGCCUGGGCGCGUGCUUGUGUGUGCAUAUGUGGUGUGUGAGCUGUGUUGAGAAAUAAAAACGGAAAACGUGGCGAGCAACAGUAACAACAGCCCACCAGGGAAGGGCACGCACAUUACGGCCGUAUCAGUCACAGUCUGUCAGCGCCAGCCAGUGCCACCAGCCUCCCCCCCACCCGUUUCCCCAUAACAGCAUCAUUGGUUUCAACUUUAUUGGGGCUACAUAAAAUAUCGAAUGUCCCCGGAAAGGACACUUGAUGAAGACAGCAGUGACGGUGCCAGUGAUCAUCUAAUUGCGGACGAAUCGAUCGAGGAAGAGCUGCUAGAGGAAGAGGAAGACGCGGAGAUCGGCCACAGUGGUACGGGUUUAGUGACCAUCGUUGGAGAUCACGUGACCGUUGAGACCACGUCACCGGUGCCCAGUCCGGGAGCAGAAACGACAAUAUCGUCCCAUCUCGGGUGCGCUGCCGAGGGGGGUCCCACCAGAGUACCAACAACUUCAGGGACUGAUUCUGUCCGGAACGGCUCCACCAUGGUGCUGUCAACGAUUCCACUCGAGCAGUCAAUGAUGCAUCAACAGCUACUACACCUGCAGCCACAGCAGCAACACACCGUAAACCAUACGAUCAACAACAACAACACGAGCUUCAAAAACCACAAUAGUGGCAGCGGUUCGGCUGGAGCAAAAAACAUUCUUAUCAGCAGCAACACGGGCAACUGCAACAGCAACACUAACAGUGGUACUAGCAGCAGCAGCAGCAGCAGCAGCAGCAGCAGCAACACGAUUACGCAUCAAAUCGUGCAUCAACAUCAUCCCCAUACGUACACCAUCAGUCUUGGCAAUCAUAGUGCGGCUGGUAACGGUACCCACUACCAAACGGUUGCCACGGCAACACCCAACAAUGGUGCUGGUGGUAGCAUUGUUGCACCAAUCACAACCGGAAGCAGUAACGGCAACAACACCAGCAGCAAUAUGGCACCCGUCGGUACGGGUGCACUCGCACUAGUAACGGGAGGUUCCGCCACCGUCGUCAAUACCGUGCCAUCGUCGCCGUCUCCGGUAGUGUCAUCGUUAGGUGCUGCCAGCACUGGUACGGCCGGUACCGGUAUGUUGGUGGUGGCGGAUCGGAAUGGAACGGCCACUACCACGACCACGGGCAAGCUCGUACUGCUGCACCAGGGCCGCGCAGGUGAAGAUUAUAUAACAACGACAGGCGAAACGAUCAAUGGGGGCAACAUCGUACUGCUGGCAACGGAACAGAUGGAUAUGGCCGAACACGACAUUAUCAACAAUAAUGUUAUCAUAAGCACCACUGCCACCGGUACCGGUGGUACGGCACGAACGGUCACACUCCCAGCGCAUCAGUCGCAUCUACUGCACGGUGGUACACCCGUCACAGCAGCCACCAACGGGCAACCACCGACGACGAACGGUGACGAGGAGCUGACAUCGUUGUCUUGGUUGCAGGAUAAGAAUUUACUCAAAGGUAUCCAUCUGCCUAAAGUGCCAGUUUCAUCCCCGGAUAGUCCCAGACAGAUAAGCACGGUAGUGACCGGUGGUGGUGUGGCUGGUCGUAUCUCACCGACCAGCGACUUUGUGGAAGAUUCAUCCAGCAUUUCCGAGGAUAACAACUCUUCAGCCAAUUCGUCAUCGGAGCAGAGUAGCACCGGCUGUGCAUAUUCAAUCGAUCCAGCCGUGACGAUCGAUCGACGGACGCCAUCGCAGCAUCUGUACCAGCAGCACGGUUCCAGCUCGAAGGCAAUCACCACGCUUAACGGAGAUACGAUCAUUGGUAUACCGGUGAUUGCGGUUAAUCAGCAUCACCAUCCGCAUCACACGCUCGCCGGCACCAAUGGCACGAUCCAGCAACAGGUAGUGCUGGACGGUGGUAAAACGAUGAAGGUGUCCGUGAUGACGAGCCCGGGUCCGGCCACAACGGCUACACCGUUCAUUGUAACGGGGGGCAGCAGUACGGGCGUACCGAUUUCUACAUCGUACGGGAUUGUGUCAUCACCCGUCAGCUCGACAGUGGCGGCUCCGGUGGCAGCUUCGACACCGGUGAGCACACACUCAAAUUCCAACAGCAGCACUGCUACAAGCACUCCGCAUCAACACUUCCACAAAAAGUAUCUUCGGGAGGAGCUUGUGAAGCAGCAACAGCAACAGCAGCAGCAACAGCAGCAACAACAGCAACAUCAGCCAUCGCAGCAUCAACCAAACGCUAAAACCAUGAUCGGUGGAACAGUGACACUGAUGUCCGCUAGUGGAACAAGCAACAUCUUCGUUACACCCAUGAAACAACAAACAAACAGUGCUGUGAAGUACGAUGAUGGUACCGACAGCGUCGAGGAUCGUCAUUAUCCUCCACCGGCAGCACCGAUCAAGAACGGUAGUAGCAGCAGUUAUGGUGGAAGUAGCACCAUGAGUUCCCCGAAUGUGAGUGGCGAGGAGUACAGCAACCACGUCGGCAACACCGUGACCGUGUACGGUGGCCUCAACAUGAUCAAGCAAUCACCUGUGCCGUCGCCGACGAUGCUGUCCCCAACCCACAACGGUAGCUCCAGCAACGGGUUGAUCAUUCAGCACCAUUCGAAUCAUUACCAGCCACAGCAGCAACCGAUUGCAACACCGCCUCCACAGCAACAACCGUUGCCACCGCCGCCAUCCACCAGCUCGACUGCGUCGCUUUCUAUGCCCGCAUCGCCCCAAGGUUCCUCCGGUAGUUCCGUCAGUCCGUCGAAGUUAGCUCCGCCGAAAGCGAAGCAUCCGACCAACGUGCCAUACGAUCCGCUGGUACACGUGAACAGUAAGCCUCCGUUCAGCUUCAGCUCGCUCAUCUUCAUGGCCAUUGAAAACUCCCAACAGAAGGCGUUACCGGUGAAAGAGAUUUACGCCUGGAUCGUGCAUCAGUUCCCGUACUUUAAAACCGCCCCGACCGGGUGGAAGAACAGUGUGCGCCACAAUCUAUCGCUGAACAAGUGUUUCCAGAAGGUGGAAAAGGCUGCGAAUCUCGGUAAGGGCUCCCUGUGGAUGGUGGAGCCUCAGUUCAGGCCAAACCUCGUGCAGGCUCUUUCGCGCUCACCGUUCCACGCCGGUUCCGGCAUGGAUAAGGCAACGUAUAAGAGCAUGCAGCAGCAACGUUCCACCAAUGCCAGCCCAACUGGCAAUGGGUCACACUAUUCCAAGCAGGAUAAUUUUCCACAGCUCACAAGUCGUCUAGCACCGACGGAUGCACAAAAUGGUCUGCUGCAUCAUGAUGAUCUGGACGAUAUUAGUCGCUCCUCCACGCCGAUCGAUUACGAUGGUGGAAGUGGCGAUUUGGCAUCCGGUUCACACCACAGCACCCAGUAUCAGCCCCAGCAUCAUCACAUACAGCACGAGCAGCACCAAUUGCCUUCCGCCCAUCACGCUCACCAGCAGUUGAUUGCUGUGGCCGGCGGUGGUUACCAUCACAAUCGGCAUGGUUCACCCGAACCGCCCGCAAAUGGAUCGGUAAAUGCUACGUAUCUAUCGAGCGUUGACGGUACCACGAUCGUGACGGGUCCGAGCGGCGUUGUGUACAUGAACGGUGGUACAGUCGGUGCGGCUAUAUCGAAGGAUAUCGUUACCGGGCGAGAAUGGAGUGCCGAUACAAUAGAGGAUGUGAAUGCCGCUACGGCAAUGCUCGCCCUCAAGCACGGGCCUAAGAUAUUCACGGAAAGUUCGUUCCGCAAUGGCCAACCUCCUGUCAUUACAACCUCACCGAGCGAAGACCAUACAUACUCUGCCGGUGGCGUCGGUGUGCAAGAGCUGACGAGCAAUGGAUUGACUACGAACGGGUCGACCACAGCGAUAGGGAAUGGGUACAGCUGCUGCUCGUCGUCCGAUGAGCGAUACGAACCACAGCACAACAGUCGGCACCCUCAGCAUCACACGGUGGGCAGCCACCCUCAUCAUCACCAGCCACAGCAGCAACACCAUUCGAUUCGGCCAAGUGAUACGGUCAGCAAUGGCACGUCAUCCGAUGCUACGUACGAGAGCAGUGAGGAAAGCCAUCCGCCGCACGUUGCGUCCGCCGAAGAUGUGGAGGAACGUCGCCGUCAGGAAGGUGUGUUUGCACUGCUCAACCUCGCCCAAAUGACCUACUCACCUUCGCCUUCCUCGUCUAUGUCAUCCUCGACGUCUACCCUAUCAUCGCCCGCAUCCUCUACGGGUUCGCUGAAACGGGCUGCUCCGAAUGAUACGUCAUACGCACCUGUACAUGGAAACUAUCGCCAACACGCCGGCUCACCUGAUCGAGCACGGACAGCCUCGCCGCAAAUAGCUCACCAUCAUCACCUGCACCAUCUACAAGCGAAUGGACUUUUGCAUGCCGAAUCGGGUGUUAACACCGGCGGCAACAUCUUGCAAACGAUCCCCAAUGUUUCAUACUACACUGGUGGUGGUGGUGGUGGUGGUGGUAGCAGUAGCAGCAGUAGUGGCGAUCUUACCCGUCAAUAUGCAUCGCCACCGCCGGCAAAGAAAACCAAACCACGCUCAUCGCUCAAGAAGCUGAAGAAGAAAUCGCUCGGCCGGUAAUAUUACACCGCUAGGUCAAAGGGUGAACUCUCCAUCGGUGCAGUACCGUCCUUAGGUUGAUCUGGUUGCGUUUUAUAAAGGACGCAUACAGGCAUACUAACAUUUGUAUCUACACACCACACGACGACGACUACCGGUCGUUUAUGACGCGCGACUGCUAUACCCCGCUGCUGACCCAUGUGGGGUGUGAUGGUAGCCGACACUCUAUCGUUACUAUUGAUGCCUCUAAGCACUGUUAAAUUCCCUUUAAUAUUUUAAACGAUUCACCGAGAGCGAGGACAUGCGUAAACUGCGAAAGCGUUUUUGACGUCCGUUUCCUCGUUUAGAUGUUCUUGUCGAAUCUAACACUAUUGCCUUAUCGAUGUAUGCGUCAGGGAGGGGUGGUAGGAAGUGGGUUAAAAAAGUGCACUGUGGAGGAGGCUGAGGCUUUCCAACGCGCAAUUAACACAUGCGGAUAAUGUAAGGAGUAGGAAUGUAAAAAAAACGUGUGAUAUGCUAGAACGGAUAAUGCACGGAACCGUUAUCCGGGUGUGCAUCCAGUUUCCAGUUCGAACGGUUUCGCCAGCUUCGCGAACAUAAAUUACCAAGAAAAAGGGACGCCACUAUUCGAUCGUGCCCGAAAUUGCAUAACAGCCAAAACUAGCAUCACUAUCUGUUUCCCCUGUUAUAGCUAUUCCAUAUCCUAGCGUCUAGUUUCUGUUUGAAGGGAAACGUUUCUGUUUUUCUGCUUUCCGAUGCCUCAAAUCGCAAUUUGGCCAUCCAAAUCAGGAGACUAGGCAGAAGGUUAGGGUUAGUGUGUUGUUUUUAUCACGUGAACACGCAUCAUUGAUGUUUGUUUCGAACGCUCAGGAGUGUUAGGUUCGUUUGAUCGUUUAGAGAGUGAGAAACGGAGAAUGCAGCUUUGCUGGUUAAAAUGAUCGACUCGAUUAUGGUGGGAUUUUCUCACCACCCUCCCUCCCCCCCGGGUGGUAGUUAAAUGUUUCUUGUUACGAUUGUUCUGUAUUUUCUUCUCAAAGCACAAGCAUAGCUUGUCGAGCUUUAAUCGGUUUGACGAUUUUUGUUUCGCACCGGCACGAUCGUUCAUCGAUCGUGUUCGAUGCAACCUGUUCUGUUUCUCGAUGUUCCAUCUACAAUCAACCAUUGGCUAAUUGUUAUGCGAUUAGCUUAGCGUAGAGUACACUAGGCAGAUAGGGGGUGUUUAGAUGGUUUAGUGUGAUUUUUUGCCGCAUGGGAUGUCGACGGACAGCAACAGCAACGGAUUCGGUUCAUGUUCGACGAUCUUUGCUUUGCGCGUCCUUCACGUCCCAUUCAAAAUACAACUCGUUUGAUCGUGUAGCAUGUAACGCAAGUCAAUCAUAAAGUUUUAACAUAAGCAACUACAACCUGUAAGAGUAGCAGAAGACAAAGAGAGCGGUAAGGAAGGAAGGAGGAAACGUAAAAAUCGUAGUCAAAUUGUCACCAAAAUUGCAUUUUUUUUGUUUUUAUGAUUGUUUAACAAGUUGCUUCGUUUUGAUUUUA
This is a messenger RNA of Anopheles moucheti, 6303 nucleotides long. Its product is annotated as AF4/FMR2 family member lilli-like. Gene Ontology annotation, molecular function: cis-regulatory region sequence-specific DNA binding; DNA-binding transcription factor activity. Bases 463 to 4785 code for a protein of 1440 amino acids. Gene Ontology annotation, cellular component: nucleus. The transcript has 10 exons. Gene Ontology annotation, biological process: regulation of DNA-templated transcription. The record is from RefSeq and is a predicted model, not a curated record. NCBI's taxonomy places the organism in Eukaryota, Metazoa, Arthropoda, Insecta, Diptera, Culicidae.